Molecule: messenger RNA, 649 nt
Organism: Lotus japonicus
Lineage: Eukaryota; Viridiplantae; Streptophyta; Magnoliopsida; Fabales; Fabaceae
Exons: 2
Coding region: 130-462 (110 amino acids)
Biological process (GO): microtubule-based process
Cellular component (GO): dynein complex
Molecular function (GO): dynein intermediate chain binding; dynein light intermediate chain binding
Source: RefSeq, a predicted model, not a curated record
AUAACAUUAUAACCUCCUCCUUCAUCAUUCACAAUUUCCUUACCUUUAAUCAACUCCACUACCUAAUCCUAUUACAAGCACCUCAGCUCAUUUUUUUCCUCUGUUGUAAAUUUUUGUUUAGUAUUCAUCAUGCUAGAAGGCAAGGCAGUGAUUGGUGAAACAGACAUGCUUCAAACUAUGCAGCAAAACGCGCUUGAUUUAGCAUCCAAAGCACUUGAUUUCUUCGAUGUCACUGAAGCCAUUGAGAUAGCCAGAUUUAUAAAGACGGAAUUUGAUAGGAUGCAUGGACCUGGUUGGCAAUGUAUUGUAGGAACUGAUUUUGGUUCAUUUGUGACACAUUGCUGUGGCUGCUUCAUCUAUUUCUGCAUAGGCAGCUUGGCCAUUUUGCUUUUUAGGGGCUCUGCUGAUCAAGAAGCAAAGGAAAAUCACUUCUCAGCAGCACUAGAGGCAGCCAGGGCAUAAUUUCAUCUCCUUUUUUCCUCUCCACAGUAAACUCCUCUGUUCUUUGUAUAAUUGUAUUUGUUCAUGUACUAAAUAGAAAGAAAUGGGAAGUUUAGAAUAAGGGGAAAAAAUUGGAAAUUGAAUAUUACUGGCUUUUGAGGAGUAGAAAUUAGAAAAUAUCAAAAUAGCUGAAGUAAUGAAUUUUCCA